This is a messenger RNA of Lacerta agilis (Sand lizard), 1073 nucleotides long. RefSeq names its product microtubule associated protein RP/EB family member 3 (gene MAPRE3). The coding region runs from base 75 to 917 and encodes 280 amino acids. Gene Ontology annotation, molecular function: microtubule plus-end binding. The transcript is spliced from 8 exons. Gene Ontology annotation, cellular component: microtubule plus-end; cytoplasmic microtubule; microtubule organizing center. The record is from RefSeq and is a predicted model, not a curated record. Gene Ontology annotation, biological process: protein localization to microtubule plus-end; regulation of microtubule polymerization or depolymerization; spindle assembly. NCBI's taxonomy places the organism in Eukaryota, Metazoa, Chordata, Lepidosauria, Squamata, Lacertidae.
GAGGAGGAGGAGGAGGAGGCGGCGGAGGACGGAGCCAGCCAGCCGCCGUUGCCGCGCCGGCACCGCCUUGGGGCAUGGCCGUCAAUGUAUAUUCCACUUCUGUGACGAGCGAGAACCUGAGUCGCCAUGACAUGCUCGCGUGGGUCAAUGACUCCCUGCAGCUCAACUACACCAAGAUCGAGCAGCUGUGCUCAGGGGCUGCCUAUUGCCAGUUCAUGGACAUGCUGUUCCCGGGCUGCAUCCACCUAAGGAAGGUGAAGUUUCAGGCCAAGCUGGAGCACGAGUAUAUCCACAACUUCAAGGUGCUGCAGGCUGCCUUCAAGAAAAUGGGCGUGGACAAGAUCAUCUCAGUGGAGAGGUUGGUGAAGGGGAAGUUCCAGGACAACUUUGAGUUCAUUCAGUGGUUUAAGAAAUUCUUUGACGCUAACUAUGAUGGGAAGGAGUACAACCCGCUAUUGGCGAGGCAAGGCCAGGAGGUGGCGCCUUCUCCAAACCCAGGUGAUCACAUCUUCAACAAACUCAAGAAACCCAUUGGCACUGCAGUCCCACAGCGAACCUCCCCCACAGGCCCCAAGAACUUGCAGAAUCCGGCCCGGCUCAACGUCGCUCCCAGCAAUAUUGUACGGAAAAACCCUCCCUUGGCCCGGAAUGGGGGCAGCGAAGCAGAUGCCCAGAUCCUGGAGCUUAACCAGCAGUUGGUGGACCUGAAGCUGACGGUGGACGGGCUGGAGAAGGAGCGCGACUUCUACUUCAGCAAACUGCGGGACAUUGAGCUGAUCUGCCAGGAGCACGAGAGCGAGAACAGCCCCAUCAUCUCUGGCAUCAUCGGCAUCCUGUAUGCCACGGAGGAAGGCUUUGCCCCCCCGGAGGACGAGGAGCUGGACGAGCAGCACCCGGAGGACCAGGAUGAAUACUAGCUGGGCUGCACCCGCCCUUGUGCGCUUGCUCGCUGCCCCACCAUGACCGACCGACCGACCGACCGCCCCACACUCCUCACAGGCCAUGGACAUUUACGGUUUUGCAUUGUACAGCCUCGUCCUGCACAGUCACACAUUAUAACAGGUUUCUACCGA